CUUUUUCAUAGAAUAACAGAGAUUUAACAAAUGUACAAUGGCAGGUAAUCUAAACGAAGAAAAUGGUGUAUUGGAACAAGAAUUUCUGGAAUUAACUGAAGAAAUCCGACAAAAUAUUAAUGAUAUUGAUAAAGAGGCUGAAAUUGAAAUUAAUAAAGUAAAUAAUGAAAUUAUAACAUUAAUAAAUGAGGUAAAAGCAAAACAAAUUAGUCUUAAAAAUGAGAUUUUAUCGUUUAAUGAAGAAAAGAAGAGAAAUCUUUGUCAUGCUCUCUCCGACAUCAAACGUUUGUACGAAGCUAAAAAAAAAUCUAAUAUACCAUUCCUACAAUCAGAAUUAUCUCUUAUUAUCAAGAAACUAAAGUACUCUUCGGAGAAUUUAAUGAGGAAGAAGAAAAUCUUUGAUAGAUCGGAAAUAUUAGAUCAUUUUGAAAUUGGAAAGUUAAAUACACCUUUCUUUGAGAAACCAAUUGAAAAUCAUUCAAUUGAAUUGAAUGAAAAACCUGGUAAAGUUAUUUCAAAUAGACACGGCUUCUAUAAUAUACAAAAUAAGAAUAAGAUUGUGAAUCUUGAAACUCAGGAAAUUAUCAUUUGGACGGAGAAUAAGAUUUAUGAUAUAUCAACAACGUAUGAUAAUGGACUCUCGUAUCUGCAAUUUACUGAAAAUCAUUAUGUUAUUCAAUUGUUAUCAAAAGAUAAUUAUGGGAAAACUAAGUAUGUUUUACCAAGAAAUGCCGUCAAUCCGAAUGAAGCCGGUUUUGCAGUUCUAAAAGACGAUAUAAUAAUAAACGAUAUGAAUAAACUGUUGGUAUUUUCUAAAGAAACUAGUAAUAUUGUUAACGCUUGGAAAUAUGAUAGAGAAAUAUCAAAUCUUUCUAAUAGAUUGCAAGGAAACAUUUUAUAUCAAUUUUCCGGAAGUUCACUAUUCGUUUUUAAAGAUGAUGAAUUUGCAACUCAAAAUGUUAGUAAAUCCGAAAAGGAGAGCUAUUCAAUCUAUUACGAUGUUAUUGAAAAUCUUAAAAAAGGUAAAAUAUUAUUCUGCAAUUCAAAAAAUAUUGUCUUCGUUGGAGCCAACAAUCAGAAUGGUAUCUCUCUUGAUAAAGAUAAGCUAUUUCCGGCUGAGAAGCUUUUGGAUUAUAGAAUAACAAAAACAGAAAUUAUAUUUUGCCUAAUUAAUCAAACAGAUGAGUUUACAAUUAAAUUUAAACACUUUCCAAUUGAAUGUAACUUUUAA
Dimorphilus gyrociliatus is the source of this 1231-nucleotide messenger RNA. The record is from the annotation of a GenBank genome assembly. Lineage: Eukaryota; Metazoa; Annelida; Polychaeta; Dinophilidae.